CUCUCUGCUCUGAGGCACAUUUAACUGUGAAGUUUGCAGCGGGAGAGGCUUUCCUUCAAGCUGUUAGUGUUUUAUCCUGGCAGGCUCCUCGAGGUUGUUGUGAGGAGUCUAGCCAGUUGGUGAGCUUUGUAAUCUAAACCAGCUGUCCCAGGCUGAGGCCCCCAUUUGCAUUGUUUAACAUACUUAGAAAAUGAAGUGUUCAUUUUUAACAUUCCUCCUCCAAUUGGUUUAAUGCUGAAUUACAGAAGAGAACUAAGCAAAACCAGGUGCUUUCUCUGUAUUCUCUCCAGUGUCUGAGGAGGUACAGACGGCUCCUGAUCUUCUCCAUUACUUGCCAUUUCAUUCUUUGGACUAUAAAUGACAGAGGAACUGAAGUGCUAGCAGAGGGUAAUGUUUGGAAAACUUUCUAGUUAUUCAUCAGCACAGACUCUGGGUUUUUUCCACCUUUCCCCAUCGGUUUUGGACAUGCAAGGAUUAAGAAGGAUACUGACUGCUUUCACACUGGCUGUCUGCCUUUCAAGCCCUGGAAAAGCACAGCAGCAAUGCACUAAUGGGUUUGACUUGGACCGUACUUCUGGGCAAUGCUUAGAUAUUGAUGAAUGUCGGACUAUUCCUGAGGCCUGCAGAGGAGACAUGGUGUGUGUCAACCAGAAUGGUGGCUAUUUAUGUGUCCCCCGAACAAACCCAGUGUAUCGAUCUCCAUAUCUGAGUCCUUAUUCCAAUGUUUAUCCACCGCCCCCAGCACCAGGCCCUGUUCCUAACUACCCUACUGUUACAAGACCUCUGAUUUGCAGAUUUGGUUUCCAGUUGGAUGAAAACAAUCAGUGUGCUGAUAUAGAUGAAUGCGCUUCAGAUUCUCAUCAGUGUAACCCCACCCAGAUCUGCAUAAAUACUGAGGGGGGCUAUACCUGUUCCUGCACUGAAGGCUACUGGCUGUUAGAAGGCCAGUGUUUAGAUAUAGAUGAAUGUCGCUAUGGCUACUGCCAGCAGCUGUGUGCCAACGUGCCUGGGUCCUACUCCUGUACGUGCAACCCUGGCUUUACCCUUAAUGACGACGGGAGAUCGUGCCAAGAUGUGAAUGAAUGUACAAGUGAAAACCCUUGCACUCAGACCUGCGUCAACACCUAUGGCUCUUUUCUCUGCCGCUGUGAACCUGGCUAUGAACUGGAAGCUGAUGGAGUUAACUGCAGUGACAUGGACGAAUGCAGCUUCUCAGAGUUCCUCUGCCAGCACGAGUGUGUGAAUGGGCCUGGUUCUUACUACUGCACCUGUCCUUCAGGAUAUAACUUGCUUGACGACAGUAGAAGCUGCCAAGAUAUCAAUGAAUGUGAAAUAAGAAACUUCACCUGCACUUCACAGCAAACAUGUUUCAACAUCCCAGGAGAAUAUAAAUGUUUAGACCCAGUACGAUGCGAGGAGCCUUAUCUCCAGAUAAAUGAGAACCGCUGCAUGUGUCCAGCUGAAAACCCUGGGUGCAGAGAUCAGCCGUUCACCAUCCUGUACAGAGUGAUGGAUAUGGUGUCUGGGAGGUCUGUGCCUUCAGACAUUUUUCAGAUGCAAGCAACAACUCGCUACCCUGGAGCCUAUUACAUCUUCCAAAUCAAAUCAGGGAACGAGGGCAGGGAAUUCUACAUGCGGCAAACAGGACCAAUCAGUGCUACUCUGGUGAUGACCCGCCCCGUGAAGGGGCCCCGUACCAUUGAGUUGGACUUGGAAAUGAUCACUGUUAACACUGUCAUCAACUUCAGAGGAAGCUCUGUCAUCCGGCUGAGGAUAUUCGUAUCACAGUACUCCUUCUAAACCUCCACUUUGUGCCUUGGAAACAUUCAGCCAAAAGAGACAGUUCCUCCUCUGCAGAACUCUCUCCUCAAAAGCCAGUACCUAUAGCAGCUCCAGACCAAAUCAUUAUUUCCACAGACCCGGUGACCUGUGCUUGUCCGAGCAGGGAGGCCUCUUCAUGCACAGUUCUGACCAGGAUGCAAACACCUGAAGAUCCUAUAUGAUUCUCUGUGUGGUCAUGUAUUUUAAGGACUCUUCUCACUGUAAACACUUCUAGGGCAUGAGUCUAUGUGAAAGACUGUGAACCUUUGUAGCUCCAAGGCUGCUUAGCAGAAAACACCAAAAAAACUGAGGAAAAAGCUGGCUUUUGCAAUCUUGCCUUUUAAAUUUUUUUUCACUAUAAAUGAAAAGCAGACAAACAAGCAGAAACAGAAAAAAACCCCACCUAUUGAAACAAGGGACCUCAGAAGUCCUAAUUUGCAUUCCAAAUUAUCUCUGGAAUUAUCAAUCAGGCACUUUGUUUCAAUUCACCCUGCAUUUGUCUUAGUUUCAACUGGUUUUUUCGUUCUAUUUUAUAGUUAAAAUUAAUUGUAAAUUCAUUCCAAAAAUCAUGUUGUACUAUGUAAUCUUUUGCUUUCUGAUGAAGUGUCACAUGUUUGGGUUCCUCUCUGUAUUAAAUCUUUCUAUAUAACAGAGUUCAUAGAAAUCUAUCACUGGAUGGUGUGUUUUACAACAUUUAGGAUUUCAUGCUUAUUUACACUCAAGAUCUUUGACACAGGCCUCCACUGCCAGAAUAGCAUCCAGCAUAAGUAGGGACUUUAGAGCAGAUAAGAAUCAGAAUCUUAUUUUUCCCUGUUUUCCAGAGUGUGAUAGUAGCAAACAAUUUGCAAUGGCCACAAGGUAAUAAUACUAACCCUGUAGUUAUGACUGCAAAUCAUCUCCUGUUCCAAGACUGCUUAGGUCAGACCUGCCCAAAUUCCUUCAGAAAAUAUGAAUUGCUUUUUUCACUUGCAAUCUCUCUCCUACAUUUCUAACAUGGGGGGAAGUAGCUGAAAAGGACUAGGAUCAGUCUUAUUCAUGCUUCUACCACAGACCAGACUAUACCAGUACCCAGUCUCAAACAAGGGGAUCCCACAGUUUCCAUGGGCAUUAUCUUCUCAGGUAUAACUGCUGUAACCAACAGAAAGUUUCUUCUAAAGUCUAAUCUGAAUCUCCAUUGUAAUCUGUUGAGUUUUAGCCUACUUCCAGUAGAAAUUGAGAGCAGUUUAUUUCCCAUUGCAGCAACCUAACGUGUCUGAAGACUGUUGUCAUGUCUCCCCUCAGACUGUUCUUCUCUAGUCUAAACAAACUCCAUUCUUUUGGUCUUUCCUCAUACAUCACAUUUUCUGGACCUUUGAUCAUUCUCGUUGCUCUCAUCUGGAUGCUCUCCAGUUGGUUCACAUCUUUUUUGAAGCGCAGUGCCCAAAACUGUGAAAAGUAUUCCAGCUGAGACCUCUCAGUGCUAAGCUAAAUCUAUAUAUAUGUUGAAUAGUUUGAAAAAAAUUUUAAAUUGUAUAGUUGGAAGAUGUAAUGUGUGUUGAAGCCACUGGCACUUUGGUCCUUUACUUUAAUAGAGAUGAGGGUUUAAUAUGCCUUGUUCUUAAAUUUGUCUGAAACAAGCUCUUUUGCUUUGGUUUUUCCUUACUGGCUUCUUGGCUCUCUAGCAUUGCUAGAACAGGAAGGAUAAACUUUGCUUUGUCUUUUGAGAACUGGAAGUGCUCAGUGCUGCUUGGGAGAAGGAGUUUACAAAGAUUAUAACGUGAACAACUAGGAGCAGAGUAGCAAUGUGACGCCUUCAUUAAAGUGGAGUAUUAAAUGGGAGAAUACAGACCUGGAAAGUUAUUGCAACACAGAGCACAUGACACAAUGAGAAAACUGACUCUUAUUCCUAGUAAGCUUUGUGAAUUGGUAGACUCUGCUCUUUUUCCUUGUACUCAGCUUGAAGGAAGCCCUGAUGCUUUCAGCAAUGAAACAUUGAAUUUAGCAGCUUCCGUUUCUUAAUGGUUUAAAGGUUUUCUCUCUGCUGCUACAUCUCAGGAUGCUGUGCCUCAGAGCUCUGUCUUUUAUUGUAAAAACAAAAAGGCUGGAGACUGACUCCAGGGUUUAGUGAGCCAAGCUGAAGGCAGAAAGCCAACAAGUUUUAUGAGCAGUCAACUUGGAGGAGAUAAAUGCAGAGAAAAUGGGCAGAGAAAUAUCAGAAACAAGAAUUUGUUUCCCGAGUGUAUCAUGGCUCAUCAAGUACCACAGUCUUGGAGGGAAAAAUAGAGAUGAUCAGGAAGGAAGAAUGAUAAUUUAUAAUCAUGGGACUAAAAGUGCUCCUAUUCCAGAUGAUGAAAAUAAAACAUGGGAAACAUGCAGGCAAGGGUGGACCAGAGAGCAGUCGAGGAGCAGGCAGGGUCUUGCACUGAAGAUGUCCAAGCCUUAAAAUGCUGACAGCCUUCCCAGUGCUUAAAAUCCCCUCUUCCCCUCUUUUUGUGCCCCUAUGCUAUGGCUUUUUUAUGCCCAGUUGAGGAGUCCUUUCUUCCUGCCACCACAUCACCUCCUGGAGUGAAGUACACCCUGCUAGACAUCAGACAGUUUGUCACUUCUGGCCUGUGCUCCCAUGGCCCCCACAUGCCAACCUGAUUUAACCCUAAUUUAGAAACAUCAAAACCCAGAGGAAUUCCAUAACAAAACACUUUGUUAAAAGAACCGAGCUUGAGUGCUUGGUUUUAGCAGGGUCCAGCAAAUACUCAUAAAACAAUAUUACACUUUCUAUAUAAACAUUCUGCGCCUUAAAAAAAAGAAGUGAAAAGUCUGGAAACAAAGGAAUUCAGCCACUUCUCAACCGCCAUAACAUCUUUCAUCACUCACUAUCACUCCAGCCAACUUAAACUUAGCCAAAAUAUAUGCCAAUCUCAAAAUAAUAAAUUACUAGCAGUUUAUAACAUCUAAACUCUCUGUUUCCUAGUCAGGGGUCUGUUUUCAAUAGACCCUUGCAGACUCAAAUAUUACAGCAAUUCUCACCAAAUAAAAAAGGAGGACUACGCAUGUCAGGUUUUUACAGCAUGAAAGUUAAAAAUGUAAACUUGCAACUGCUGCUUAUAUCCAUGAUCUUCUUUGAGGCCAGGACAGACAGAAAUCUGAGGUCAAAAGCAGACAGAAUUCCAGGUCUGCUCUUUAUUCUAACCCACUAACAUGAAGAGUUUUGCUGUAUGGUUACUGUUCAGUAUUCUGACCAGCACCAGUGGAGGGCACAGACCCUGCUCUGGGUGUGUGUGGCCUCCCUCUGGCUCUGCUUGCUCAGGCUGGCAGAGCUGUUCCCUUGCCAAGCAGGGAAGGGACAGCUCUUUGCCUCUCCUGCCUGUCAGCUGUCAUGUCUGUUUGAACAUAGGUCCUCAGCAGAAAAACUGCCCUCCACUGUGUGUUUGUACAGCACCUAUUGCCAGUGCAGUAACUGGAGUAAAGAUAAAAGAAAGCAGAUAUGGCAGUAAUCUUUGAUACAGAUCAAAAUGAUUGGGAAGAAGAAGCUAUUCUGAUAAAUCAACAAAUUGAUUCAUGCUAGUUAGGUUAGGUGCCAGAGUGAAUAGAAUGGGUCCCAUCAUCUGACUUGUUUGACUUGUUUGAUAUUUUUAGGGUAUUGGCUUUUUUGACAUAAACAACAAAAUGUUAUUUCACCCAAGAGUUUCCUGGAUCCCAUAGAAUUGCUUUUCAACUGGUGAUUUUCUCUGACUACAAUAACUUUGUUAAAAAUAACUCAACUUCUUUCGUGAACCUGGUCACCCACCAUCACUGAGUGUAAUGUCCAGGGCCAUUCAUUUGAGCUCUCUCAUCUUCAGUUGGGGGCCUGUAUUCAUAUUUACCAUUUUUUUUUCCUUAGCCUUCAGAAGAGCCAACUUUUAUUGUCUCAUAAACAUGUUAUCAGUAUCAGCAGAACUUGCAUAAUAAUUUUUUUCUUGUCUAGAGUUGGCAGAACAAUACAAUCAGUAAAAUUUGUGGUCAUGAAAGUUCUCCAGUCUGGCUUAUUCAUAGAAUAUGCUACUGAAUAUCUUCCACAGCAUGCAGCUGUAUUAGAGCACAAUGAAAAUGUCAUAACAUAAAGAUGUUAAAAAAAAAAAAA
Messenger RNA from Sturnus vulgaris (Common starling), 5917 nucleotides. RefSeq names its product fibulin 5 (gene FBLN5). Gene Ontology annotation, molecular function: calcium ion binding. NCBI's taxonomy places the organism in Eukaryota, Metazoa, Chordata, Aves, Passeriformes, Sturnidae. The record is from RefSeq and is a predicted model, not a curated record.